AAGACAACUUAGUCUCCUACAAUCUUUAGCCUUAUAGUGGUAUUAGAGCCUUCCUUGCUCUCACGAGCCCUUGAUCAUGGACACCCAUGAUGAGUCGCCCAACUCCGCUGCAUCCAAAACCUCUCCAAACUCUACUGCAACAGUCCUUAAUCCUGGCUUCACCAAAAAUCCAUUAUCCUUCAACUCUGCCGCAUUCCCUGUGAAGUUAACGCCCACCAACUAUAUGCCAUGGAGGGCUCAGUUUACUUCCUUGAUUGUAGGUUAUGAACUCGAUGGUUAUCUCGAUGGCAGAAACCCCUGUCCAGUUGCCACUAAACCAGAGUAUAGCUCAUGGGCCCGUCAAGAUCAACUCUUGCAGCAUGCUCUUAUCACCUCCAUCUCGGAAAGCAUCACCCCCUAUAUUGUGAUCACCUUGAAGGAACGCCUCCAAAACAUGAGACGUGAUAGCCGCUCUGUUGCUGCUUAUUUACGAGAUCUCAAAACUGUUGCUGAUGAAUUGGAAUCUAUUGAUCGUCCACUAAACGACGAUGAUCUUACAGUUUAUGAAACUCUAAUUGCCCUCUUAGCUGCCACCCUCAACAGGCUCUUGGGCAAAUGGCAAAUUUUGCCUCCUUCUUUGCUACUUUUUUUUUAUGAUUGCCUUUUGGAUUCUGGUGCUAACAACCAUGUGACCACUGAUUUGGCUAACCUGGCACUUCAUUCUGAAUACAAUGGUCUUGAUGAACUUCAUAUUGGUGAUGAAUCAGGUUUGAAAAUCACACAUUCCACUGUCUCUCAUUUACCCUUUGAUUUUUUACCCGCUGGUGAGUCUUUGACUCCCUCUUCACCUGCCCUUGAUCUAAGUACCUUGCUGUUGCCGCUUCACUCUCCCACUGGUGCACCCCAUGAAUUAAUGGCUCAAGUGGUUCCUGUUCUUGCAACUGCUUCUUCUUCCGUUCUGUCGCCACCCACCCAAUCUCCAGCCUCAUCCCGAGCCCUAUUCCUAGCCCAAUCCCUUGCCAAGUCCCUGGCCCAAUUCCCAACCUUGUCCAGUUCACAAAGCUCCACACCCCAAUCCCAAUCAAGUCCUAAUCCUUCUCCCUCAUCCUCGGUCCAAGAACCAACACUCUUUCCUUCCCCAGGUAGUGAUCCUUGUGCUGUUCAUUCUCUUAUUUGGGUCAUGGGCACUCAUUUCUCGUUGAAAGAUUUGGGGUCUCUUAGUUUUUUCCUUGGAGUUAAGACUAUUCCCACAACUGAUGGUCUAUUCUUAUCUCAACAUUGGUAUAUUGCUGAUCUUCUCCACCAAUACAAUAUGCAUGAGGCAAAACUUGUGACUACCCCUCUUGCUUCUUUUUCUCCAUUGCAUCUCACUUCUAGUUCGCCUCUAUCUGAUGGCUCUGCUUAUCAGCGACUUCUUAGCUCUCUACAAUAUCUUGCCCUCACCCGUCCAGACCUCUAUUGUGUUGAAUUGGGCAUUUCUAGUCUUGGUUCUCCUGCUCUGUUUUGUGACAAUGUUGGUGCCACUUAUCUGAGUCUCAAUCCCGUUCUCCACUCUAGUAUGAAACACAUAGCCAUUGAUUUACACUUUGUUCGAGAUCUGGUCGAUCAAAAAAUUCUCCAUGUGUCUCACAUUUCUUCUCAUGACCAGCUCGCUGAUGGCCUCACCAAGGCUCUGUUUGCUGCUCGUUUCUCUAGUCUUCGUUCCAAGAUUGGUGUUGCUGAUGGCACCUCCAUCUUACGAGGUGAGCAAAUAGCCAGAGAGUCAAAAAUACAUAGCUAUGGCAAGAGCUUCACUGGGUUUGUUGCAAACCUUUUGCCCCAUGAAGCAAAGAAACUAUCAGAGGAAGAUGGUGUUAUAUCAGUGUUCGAAAACACCCGACGCAAACUUCACACAACAAGAUCAUGGGAUUUUCUUAGAAUGCCUACAUCAUGGAAGCUAAGGAACCCUAAAGUCGAAAGCAAUAUCAUAGUAGCCUUAAUGGAUAAAGGGAUUUGGGUGGAUUCCCCAAGUUUUAGUGGCAAAGGCUUUGGACCUCCUCCACCUAAAUGGAAGGGAAAAUGUGAUAAAGGAUCAAACUUUACUGGCUGCAACAAGAAAGUAAUUGGAGCAAGAUACUACAAUCUAGACAAAAGUUUUCCCAUCGAGGAGGACCCAACCCCAGCUGACUACAUGGGCCACGGGACCCAUACUUCCUCCACCGCUGCCGGUGUAUCCAUCCACGAUGCCAGCCUUUACGGGAUAGCCAAAGGCACUGCUCGUGGCGGUGUGCCAUCAGCACGUAUAGCAAUGUACAAGGUCUGCUGGAGUGGCGGCUGCACCGACAUGGACAUUCUGACCGGUUUCGACGACGCUAUCCAUGAUGGAGUGGACUUGAUAUCCGUCUCCAUAGGCGGCCUCUCCAGAGACUUUUUUGAGGACCCAAUAGCCAUUGGAGCCUUCCAUGCCAUGAAAAAGAGGAUUUCAACGUCGUGGUCGGCUGGAAAUGGAGGUCCUGAUUUGUUUUCGGUGGAAAAAGUGGCACCAUGGGUCCUCACCGUCGGGGCCAGCAGCAUGGAUAGGAACUUUUGGAUGUUCAGCUUGGAAAUGGCAUGAAAAUUGCAGUAAGUUCUCAGCCCCUUUUUUGAAGAAUUUUUUUAUAUGUAUCAAAAACAGAAAGAAAAAAAAUCUUUUAUUUUUACUGUUUAAAUUAUAAAAUAUUAAUUAUUAA
This is a messenger RNA of Rubroshorea leprosula, 2687 nucleotides long. NCBI's taxonomy places the organism in Eukaryota, Viridiplantae, Streptophyta, Magnoliopsida, Malvales, Dipterocarpaceae. The record is from the annotation of a GenBank genome assembly.